Messenger RNA from Centropristis striata (black sea bass), 922 nucleotides. RefSeq names its product coiled-coil-helix-coiled-coil-helix domain containing 7 (gene chchd7). The record is from RefSeq and is a predicted model, not a curated record. The transcript has 4 exons. Lineage: Eukaryota; Metazoa; Chordata; Actinopteri; Perciformes; Serranidae. The coding region runs from base 241 to 498 and encodes 85 amino acids.
AACGACAGUGGAGUUGCCUUGAGCCUGACGGGGAGGUUACAGCCUGUUAGCAUACAUGCUAGCCUAUAGAUGUUUAGUCACGUUUUAAGGUUUUCCACGUGGAUUUAAAUGACAACAACGUUUUUGGGAUAGCUAUUAUUAGCCGGUGCUUUUUGUCUUUUGGGUAAAACUGGAUAGUCGUCACUGGUGCGGACAUUUAGACGCAUACACAAGGCUGGAUAAGUUUUGUUAAAGAUCCAAAUGGAUAAAAAUACACGAAAAGUUCGGAAUCAGGACAUUAACCCAUGCCUCGAGGAAUCUGAUGGCUCCCAGAAGUGUUUGGAUGCCUACAACUAUGAUAAGAGCAUGUGUUCACACUAUUUCCAGAGAUAUAAGAACUGUCGGAAGUACUGGCACAACAUCAUGGUGCAGAGGAGGAGAGACGGAGUGAGGCCUGACAUGCCGACUGCAGCAGAGAGGCAGGAGAUGCUGACGGCUAUGGGAGGAAAACCCUACUGAGAGUCAGAAUAUCACAGAAAUACUGAAGACUGAUGGACGCUGGCUUCAGGACGACACUCUGAUGAUGCUACUGCAGUUCAUUGGGUUGGUUUAUGAACUCUGACCUCAGGAUUCUGUCUCCUCAGGUCCUGUGGACGGGACCAUCUGAGACUAUUCUACUCUAAAACAAGAUAGAAAGACACAGAAAGACGUGUUUUGUCAUAAGUGCUGAGGUAGAUUUCAUCAUGAACAUUCAAGCUCCCUGAGUGGUUGAACACAUUCAGUAUUCACAACACUAAACUAUUUGUGUUGAUGACUGUUUCAUUUAUGGAAUCUAAACCAAGGUAAAGUGUGCAGCCUCUGUAAAGGGACCUCUAUCAACUAUGUCUGUCAUUAUUUAAAAUAAAAUGAUUAAACUAUUUUAUCUACAUGACAUAUUCCCUUA